Trichechus manatus latirostris (Florida manatee) is the source of this 876-nucleotide messenger RNA. It is a transcript of the gene HDDC2, whose product is annotated as HD domain containing 2. Bases 11 to 625 code for a protein of 204 amino acids. Gene Ontology annotation, molecular function: 5'-deoxynucleotidase activity. Lineage: Eukaryota; Metazoa; Chordata; Mammalia; Sirenia; Trichechidae. Gene Ontology annotation, cellular component: cytoplasm. The record is from RefSeq and is a predicted model, not a curated record. The transcript is spliced from 6 exons.
UGGUGGCUGCAUGGCUUCGGUCUCUGCUGCCGCCUUCUCGGGCCGCGGGGCCCAGAACCUGCUGCAGUUCCUGCGGCUGGUGGGGCAGCUCAAGAGAGUGCCACGGACUGGCUGGGUAUACAGGAAUGUAGAGAAGCCAGAGAGUGUAUCCGAUCACAUGUACAGGAUGGCAGUUAUGGCUCUGGUGACCAAAGAUGACCAGCUUAACAAAGACCGAUGUGUACGCCUAGCCCUGGUUCACGAUAUGGCAGAAUGCAUCGUUGGGGACAUAGCACCAGCAGAUAACGUCCCCAAAGAAGAAAAACAUAGGCGAGAAAAGGAAGCUAUGAAGCAGCUAACCCAGCUUCUGCCAGAGGACCUCAGUAAGGAACUCUAUGAACUUUGGGAAGAGUAUGAGACCCAAUCCACUGCAGAAGCCAAAUACGUGAAGCAGCUGGACCAGUGUGAGAUGAUUCUACAGGCAUCGGAAUAUGAAGACCUUGAGAACAGACCUGGGAGACUGCAAGACUUCUACGAUUCCACAGCAGGAAAAUUCAGCCACCCUGAAAUAGUCCAGCUUGUGUCUGAACUUGAGGCAGAAAGGAACACCAGCAUCGCUGCAACCUCCAGUGAGCCGCACUCCUGAGGUGUUCUCUACGUGCCUGUGAUUCUGGAACGAACCUGUUAUUUUCCCAUUUCAUGGCAUUGUGUUUGCCACUGUCAGUCUGAUUUCCCCAGAUGUGAGUCUUUACUUUCAAUUGUCCGGACUCCAGCAAGAAACAGCAUGUCAUUUGGACAAUAAAAGAAGCUAUAGAACAGGAUGCGGUGAUCAAAAUGCCAUAGAUGAAAACUUGAGUAGGGAAGCCUUUUUUAUGAACUAAAUAAAUAAAUGUUAAA